GUUACCAUAGAUGGACUCUGUGAUUGUAUUGGUUGGGAUUUUCUAUAUUUUUAUCAAGGUUCUAGAUUGAGGAUUUCAGGAUGGUGUUGAUAGUUGCAAGUUUGUGGUUAUAGACUUUUUAUGGGUUCUUUUCUUCAUGAAUCAAAGGAGCAGAGCUUCUAUUUGAUUUCUCUUUGUUUAUUUCUUCUCCUCCAUCAUCACCUUCUUAUUUAUUUUCUUUCAUUCACUAAUCCCAUCACCAUUGCUAUGAAUCGAAGUCCUUAUUGAUCAAUAUCUAUUUUUGUGGCUUCAUUGUUGGAGCAUAAGUAGCAUAUUCAGAAACAGAUGAAACGUCCACUACUGCUGAUCACCUUCAGAUAGAGCAAGACAUGACAUUUAAUUGGGAAAAAUCUCCUCACUUCAUCUAUGAAGUUGACUAAAUACCAUUAUUUCAUCUCCAUACUUAGAGGAAAGAUAAUCAUAGCUCUAAGAGCUACCACAUUCUUGGUGAAACUAGAAAAAAGCCCAGGUAUCCUAAGAUUUGAUUGCUCCCCUCAAUUGGGAAGUGGCAGCCCUUCCGAAUUUGGACAAAAAUCUUUUUUCCUUGCUGGUGUGGUUAAUGCAAUAACUCAGGAGUUGUGUAGCAAUACUCUUGAGUGUGUUAUCAAUAGGUUGAAAAUGGCAGCUCAAAAUUUUCUUUCGCUCGAAACAAGUGGAAGGAGCUCACAAGAUAGGAGAGACGUUAUGAUUAAAUUACAUUGUAUUUUUCAAGAUAAUCACAUUUUUAUCACAAGACUUAUUAUUUUGUCAUUAAUUGAUUAUAUUUGUGAUAAAACAUAGUAUUUGUCCUAGAA
Molecule: messenger RNA, 833 nt
Organism: Lycium barbarum (goji berry)
Lineage: Eukaryota; Viridiplantae; Streptophyta; Magnoliopsida; Solanales; Solanaceae
Exons: 3
Coding region: 406-819 (137 amino acids)
Source: RefSeq, a predicted model, not a curated record